GCCAGUCCUUUGCCAUUUGGCUAUUGCUACUUUCUCUCGGGUUUCAAUGGUAAAGUUCACUCCGUAUCUCUUUGUUAAGCCAGUCCAUUGUCUUUUUCGCCUGGUUUCGCUGCCGUUUUACCUGGCGGACCUUUCUAUCCAACCGCUGCUCGUUGGGUUGUAAGAGUAUCUUCUCUCUGUUGGCCAAUUUCAUGGUUAACCGGACUCCAGUCUGAAGCUACUUCCUUUGUCUAGCUAAGAAAGAGCUGCUUUGGUUCUAAUGGCUGCAUUUCUUCCGAGCGAAAAUGAAUUGGAUGGGGAUAGAAUUAGUCAACUUCCAGCAGAUGUAAAGGACAUGAUUAUGGAGUGUUUGGACACUCGUGAUGCUGCCAGAGUAGGUGUGCUCUCAACUCAAUGGAAGGAUGUUUGGUUGAGACAUGGUUGCCUUGUCUUUGAUUCCUGCUUCUUUCGACGUAAACCCUCGACUUUCGUCAACAUGGUAACGAACACUCUUAUGCUUCGUUCAGGACCUGUUAGGAAAUUUGAGUUCGUGAAUGCUGCUGUGGAUGUUAGGGAUAGUUGGUGUAAGCCAAAGCAGUCUGAUGUAGAUCAAUGGUGUCUUAUCCUAUCAAGAAUUGGAAUCGAGCAACUUACCAUAAGUGUUGUGAAUUUGACUGACGAAGGGUAUUAUAACCUUCCACAAUGUAUAAUCUCCUGUUCCACACUUAAGCGACUGAAACUAGCUGGUUUUCUUUUCUACUGCUCUGUUAAUGCUCGACUCAGUAGUAUAUUUACUAAUGUCACAUCUCUAGUUUUUGUGGGUGUCGUCUUUAUCCAUAUUGUCCAUGGAAGCACUAUAUCCAUUGUUCCUAAUCUUGAGGAGCUGGUUUUCGAGGCCUGUCAAGGGAUCCAUAAUUUUUUGAUCAGUGCUCCAAAACUUAAAAGCUUGACUGUUUUCUCUGGGUAUGUUGCUGAAUGGAAAUGGUUUCAGCUUCAUUUUCCAGUAACUAAGAGCCUUUCCCUGUCUCUAGAUACUCUUUCAGAUCCACUUUCAGAUAUACCUGAUACUGCACUGAAUGUGCAAGAGAUGUUCCCAACUGCGAUAAAUCUACAAGCGAUGAAGCUGGAUGAGUUCUGUUUUGGUUCUGCCCAACACUUCUCCUUUGCCAGUGAAAUGAUUAAAAAAUGUCCCAAGCUAUGCAAACUGGAAAUUAUUUCAAAUCAGGUAUGUUGGGUAGAUGAGAGACCAAGUCUUUGGGAGGAUCCUUUAGAUGGUGGCUUUAUUAUUGAUCAUGAUCUGGACAUGCUUAAAACAGUGAGCAUAGAUUCAUUUUUUGGAUAUAAACGGGAAGAGCUCUUUGUGAAAGCAAUCCUUUCAAAGUCACCUGUGCUUGAGGAACUUGUUAUCCGGCAAUCAGCCAAAAGAGUUGACUCAGUGGCUUCGAAAUUCAGAAAUGAGAUGCACUGCUUCCCUCGCGCUUCUUCAAAAGUGCGCAUUGUCAUUAAUUAUAUGUAAUGCCUCAUUAGCGUAAAAUGAGCAUGCUCAAACAUAUAUACAUGUUUUUAAAGCUACGAGCAACAUCCAGUGGCAGAAUGAACAUUUAAAAUUUUGAAAAAAAACGCGCAAGUAUGCAUAUGUAAAUUUAUGGAUUUAUUUAUUAUUCUUCAAGUUUUAAUUGUAAAACAUAAUGAAUUUUGUCGAUAUAUGCAGUGUAGAAACAUCAUGAAUUGUUAGUAGUGGCGUAACACCUGCCGACUGGAUGUAGAAUUGGUUCCUCCACAUAGACCUUUGUCUGAAGAAAUAGUAAUGAUGACAUUCUUCACAUCAACACCUAUUUUAGCAACAAAAAGGGGAUAACAGAGGUAAACAGACAGAUGGUCAGCUGAGCCUUAGAUUCUUUUUU
Cuscuta epithymum is the source of this 1883-nucleotide messenger RNA. NCBI's taxonomy places the organism in Eukaryota, Viridiplantae, Streptophyta, Magnoliopsida, Solanales, Convolvulaceae. The record is from the annotation of a GenBank genome assembly.